Messenger RNA from Manacus vitellinus (golden-collared manakin), 4357 nucleotides. RefSeq names its product TraB domain containing (gene TRABD). The transcript is spliced from 10 exons. NCBI's taxonomy places the organism in Eukaryota, Metazoa, Chordata, Aves, Passeriformes, Pipridae. The record is from RefSeq and is a predicted model, not a curated record. Bases 186 to 1307 code for a protein of 373 amino acids.
CGGAACUUGUGGGGAAACGCGGCCCUUGGGGCCGUUUUUGAGGUGUCGGGUUCGCACCUUCGUUACGGCCGUUCCCUGGGUUGGGGCGUCGCGGAGGUGGCAGCGUGAUGUGGGCAGAGCUCUCCGUGCUGCUGUACCUGACCCAGUUCUUGUGUGGUUGGUGAAAAUAAGCCUCUGCUGCAGGGAUGCAAGAGGAGCAACAGCCUGAGGCUGCUGCAGAUCCAAUGUCCUCCUCUGAUGCACCAGAAGAUGGCCCAAAGGAAACGUCCAGUGUAUCGCAGAAUAUCUCUGAUGCAGAUGCAUUUAAAAUUCUCCUGGAGAUGAAGUUGAAGAAGAGACAGAAAAAGCCUGCUUUACCAAGCACUGUGACUGAGCUUGACACUGAGGAUGGUUCUAAAGUGUAUGUGGUUGGAACAGCUCACUUCAGUGACAGCAGCAAAAAGGAUGUAGUAAAGACAAUACAAGAAGUGCAACCUGAUGUAGUUGUGGUGGAACUAUGCCAGUACAGAGUUUCUAUGUUAAAGAUGGAUGAAAAGACAUUACUAAAAGAAGCCAAAGAAAUAAAUUUGGAAAAACUUCAACAAGCUAUAAAGCAGAACGGAGUCAUGUCUGGAUUGAUGCAAAUGCUGCUUCUGAAGGUUUCUGCUCACAUCACAGAACAGCUGGGAAUGGCCCCAGGAGGAGAAUUCAGGGAGGCUUUCAAAGAGGCCAGUAAAGUACCCUUCUGUAAAUUCCAUCUUGGUGACCGACCCAUUCCUGUUACAUUUAAGAGAGCAAUUGCUGCACUUUCCUUCUGGCAAAAAGUCAAGCUUGGUUGGGGCCUUUGCUUCUUGUCUGACCCAAUCAGUAAAGAUGAUGUGGAGAAAUGCAAACAGAAGGAUUUACUGGAGCAGAUGAUGGCAGAAAUGAUUGGAGAAUUCCCUGAUCUUCAUCGAACGAUUGUCUCAGAACGAGAUAUUUACUUGACGUACAUGCUGAAGCAAGCAGCAAAGCAGAUAGAACUACCUCGAGCUUCAGAAAGUGAGCCUAGAAGGUAUAUCCCAGCUGUUGUAGUUGGUGUUGUUGGCAUGGGUCAUGUACCUGGAAUUGAGAAGAACUGGAAUUCUGACUUAAAGAUCCAGGAAAUAAUGAGUGUGCCUCCUCCAUCAACUUCAAGUAAGAUUUUCAAAUUUGUCUUAAAAGCAACAGUUUUUGGACUGCUGGGAUAUGGCUGCUACCGAAUAGGUCACAGGACAGUUCAGUUUGUUCUCUCGAUGCCAGCAGCACAGAGCUAUCUUCAGAGGCUGACAGAGGUGCCUCAGCAUUGAACAUCCAGUGGAGGCACUGUGUGAAGAAAGGGGCUGAAAAAAGGGUGAUAGAGGCAACUCGUGAACUGGACUGAAAGAAGAUGAGGAUUUCAGUCAGAGCUGAUUGAUGCUGAGCAAUGUCAAUCACUAUAUAGUAAAAGAUUUGAUACUAAAGUCACACCAGCUAUGACCUAAUUAAUAGUUUUGAUUCCUGGUAAGUGUGUUGCAUGAAACCAGAUGAUUCCAGAUUGAGCUAAAAGAAAUGUGUAUGCAGAUAUAUAUAUUAUAUAUGCAUACUGUAUAUAUAAUAUAUAUAUUACUGAUGAUGUAGUACAGGCAGCUUAAAGAGUGUGUGUUCAUGACUUCUUUUCCAGAGGAACAGAACAACACCAAGUAAUCUAAUCGGCUGCAUCUCUGCCGAAGUUCAGGGACACUUGUCUUGAGUGAUUCUUUGCUUUUAUUUUCUUAGGUAUAAUAAUACCAAGUGGUUGUUUCUGGUGCCAGACACUUUUACACAUAAUUUAAAAGGACAUCUUCUCAAUGUGUGUUUUAUACGUAAAACAUUUAGGCUUUUUUUUUAAAUUCAAGAGCUUUCCAGGAAUUUCAGAGUUGUACAGGCUGUCAUACGUACACUGCUCAAAUUUUUUACAAGCCUUAUUGAAGAACAGGAACGUUGCCUUUAGAUUGCAUCCCUCAUUACCAUCAUCAGUUGAAUUGUCUUUCUUCUGCAUAGAGAAGGAAUAGCCAACCCAUCAGAAUGCAAUGUGGUUUGUGUCAGAUGUUUACAGGACACUCUGUUCCUUUAGAUUAGCUUAUUUAAACUGUAUUAUUUAGCCAUAUCCUGCUGGAUUCAGUAUUGUAAAUUUAAGAGGCUAGAACUACUGUACAAUUUACUUUUGUUUCUCAGACCUUUCAUAUUUGGGUAAGAAGUCUGGAAUUGAUAGUACCUGCCCCUCAUUUUUGAUACAUGAAAAUAUUUUAUUUAUCAAUGUAAUUUCUCGGUGGAUGAAUAUUUUAAUCUAUUUAAUAGGAAAGCAAUGUUCAAUUUAGUUUUUCAAACUAGCUGUAGCAUUUGAUUUGUAUUACCUGCUAUUUAUACAUAGAAUUAUGGGUACUGCUGUUAUUUUCUUUGCUAAUUAUCCAGAACAGUCAUCCAUCAUCAAUCUAUUUCUUUCUUUUUUUUUUUUUUUUAAUUCUAGUUUAAUAUUUUAUAGGAAUUUUUUUGUACCCUCUUUUUAUACAGGAUUGUCAGUGAUUGUAAAGUGCCCUCUGCAAUCAGCUAGUCCCAGUUCAACAAUACAGAUAAUUUUGACAUAUCAAAGUUUUAACCUGAUGUAUUUGAAUGGAAGUCCCAUUUGCUUCUCAGGCUCAUAUACAGUUGCUUAAAGUGAGGUUUUUAUCUGUAUUAGUUUCUUUUGGGAAUGAAAGAUGGGAACCAGUGUGUGAGGCAGGAGGAGGAAAAGAUGAUGUGUUUUGUGUUUCUUUGUUGUUUUCAGUUGGCUCAAUAAAAUCAACAAACCACUUUGAGUGGGAUGUAUUUCCAAAACCUUGUGUUGGAAAUGGUCCUGUACAGUCUUUUGUUUGCUGAAAGUAUGUACCUGUAUCUUCUGUGCAGUGUUGUCUUUUUUGAGCUUUUAAAAUUAACUUAAGAGUCUGAUGCUCCUCUCUGUGAUGGCAUUGACUUUGCUGGGAGCUGGUCUGUCCAUGCAACCUGAUGCUUUUCUGCCUUGACACUUUGAAAAUUUUAUGAGUUCCAGUGCAGCAAAUUAUUAAAGUGCAUGUUUAUCUUUACACUUACUGAAUCUAACUCGAUCCCGCAGAGCUUUUAAGAUGAUGCUAGGUGCUUUUCUGGGCCUUACAGUUGUGUGGGGAAUAAACCUUUGCAAAUGAGAAUGACAGCAAUUCAUGCAAUUCAUGUUUCUUGGACACAAAAUGUAAAUGAUAAUACAGAAUACAGUAGGGGCAGGUCCUUUUAUUUUCUAUCUUAUCAGUGCUUAAGAAACCACCAGCCGUUUUUCGCAAGAGGAAAAGCAGCAUUUGUAAACAAUUUAUAGAAGAGUGACUGCCUGAAUUUUGAUUCCUGUUUUUAAAAAACAUUUAAUGUAUUGUUUAUAAUGAAGCAGUCCUAUUUGAAUAAUUCUAUUACAUUUUAUGUACAUUUUUAAAAGAAGAAAGCAAAAGCUUAAGCUUACUCUUCUCCCGGCUUUACUGACUUACCAAAAUGUUGUUCUGUUGGUUGUUUUUUUGAAAAUAUUUAGCUGGUAGAAUUCAAUAUAUUGAUGUUUUUGCUUUAAGUUAUCUACAGAUUUUUAAAGUAUCUGCAGAUAUUUUAAAAGUUCUGUAGAUCUUUGAUAUCUGUGCUCAGGUACUUUUACAAGAAGGAAAACAAAUCUAAGGUAAAUUUUAGAUAGGAGCCUUAAACUUGGGUGGGACUAAUGCUAAAUGAUUGUCAUGGAGCAUUCUUGCAGAUGUAAUGUUUUAUGCUUUUUAGCCAGAAGUGAUUACCAUCUAAGUUGUCUGUUUGUUAUUCAGUUAUUCUUUCCAGUCAGUACCUUUAGUCUAUUGUUUUAGUUUUUUUUCUUUACAAAGCAUAUCAGCAGAUUCUUCAAGGAACCUGUUUGUGCAUGGAGAAUUUGCAAUUUAUCUUCCCACUGUUGCAAAUUGGCAGAUCAUAUGCAUGCACUGUUUACUCAGUGGCACUGGAAAGUGAUGAAUUUGCAGAACUAACAAUUCUCUGAAUCCAUACACAAAUUCUCGAUGUUGUAUAUUCAAUGUGUUGUACCAUUUAUAUAACAUAAUCAGUGAUUUAGGUCCAUUCUCUUCUGUUCUAGUCAGUCCUUUCAGUGUUGACAGCAUCCUGUAAAAUUUAAAUAUAUGUUGAAUUGUCCCAGCCCCGCCUCAACCUUAUGAAGCCAUAUUGUAUUUUUUUGGUGACAUGUACAUCUGUUUUAUGCAUUUGUACAUGUGAUGUAAAUUUGAAGUAUUUUUAACAAUGUGUGCCUUUACUCUAAAGUGAUUUAAAGUAAACAGCAGUAUGUUCUAUUAUAUAAAAAAAUAAAAUAUUUUAACCA